Molecule: messenger RNA, 1223 nt
Organism: Dermacentor albipictus
Lineage: Eukaryota; Metazoa; Arthropoda; Arachnida; Ixodida; Ixodidae
Product: zinc finger protein 723-like
Biological process (GO): regulation of DNA-templated transcription
Molecular function (GO): DNA-binding transcription factor activity, RNA polymerase II-specific; RNA polymerase II cis-regulatory region sequence-specific DNA binding
Source: RefSeq, a predicted model, not a curated record
GUGCGCAAGCGCGGUGAUUUAACAAGGCGCAGUCGACAAUACACGCCAGUUACAGGACACCGAAACAUCAGGCAUGGCUGAAGAAAGCAGCAACGAAUACACGCCUCUGGACUUAAGCAUUAAGGACAAAGCAACCCUAAAUACAAGCAGUGACGGUACCCAGCGCACUUCAUCUACUUUGGGGGCCUACGGAACGAUUUCCGAAGACGCCUUGCGCUACCCAGGGAACACGCAGCACACGCCCACGACCAACGAGGCAUGCAACGUCGACGGUGCCACUGACAAUGGCCGCACAAGUUUCCAGACCCGAGGCUCCAUCAGGAGCAUCGAUAAAGCAAUGCCCAACACAAGUCGCGCUGGCGCAGAGGAAGCAUCAGCAACUUUUGAAGACGGCGCCACGAAUGCUCCCGGAACCGGAGAAAGGGAACAGCGAGAAUUUUGCAGGGUCUGUGGCAAUGUUUGCAGUAGACCGGAUGCCUUACACGGGCACGCCAAGGAACACAAGGAUGACAGAGCGCCCAUUUGCAAAGCAUGUGAUCAAUCCUCUGGGAAGAUGUCUAAGUUUGUAGAACAUUGCCGCAACCGUACUGACAAGAAACACAAAUGCGAAACCUGUGGUAAAUCCUUCCGGCAGUCUGCUCAUCUAGAUAACCAUAAGCGCACGCACACAGGCGAAAGACCCUACAAAUGUAAAAUCUGUGAUAAAUCAUUCCGGCGGUCUGAUCAUCUAGAUAACCAUAAGCGCACGCACACAGACGAAAGACCCUACAAAUGCACUAUCUGUGAGAAAUCCUUCCGGCAGUCUAAUCAUCUAGAUGAUCACAAGCGCACGCACACAGGCGAAAAACCCUACAAAUGCAAAAUCUGUCAUAAAUCAUUCCGGCAGUGGAAUCAUCUAGAUAAUCACAAGCGCACGCACACAGACGAAAGACCCUACAAAUGCAAUAUUUGUGAUAAAUACUUCCGGCAGUCUCAUCAUCUAGACGACCAUAAGCGCACGCAUGCCAACAACAGAAAAACAAAUGCGAAAUAUGUGAUAAAUCAUUCAAAAACAAAGAUAGUUUCACGAGACAUGUAGACUCGCAAUGUGGAAACAAUGCUUUCGUUUGCGAAAUCUGCGAUCAAUCCUUUCAUAAAAAUUCAAAUCUCCUUCGUCACCGCCGAACAAAGCACGUGGAUAAAACACCGUAUGAGUGUACGCAGUGCGGAUGUCGAUUUGCUGA